Eriocheir sinensis (Chinese mitten crab) is the source of this 2801-nucleotide messenger RNA. Its product is annotated as sestrin-2-like. The coding region runs from base 602 to 1840 and encodes 412 amino acids. NCBI's taxonomy places the organism in Eukaryota, Metazoa, Arthropoda, Malacostraca, Decapoda, Varunidae. Gene Ontology annotation, biological process: negative regulation of TORC1 signaling; positive regulation of macroautophagy; cellular response to leucine starvation. Gene Ontology annotation, molecular function: oxidoreductase activity, acting on peroxide as acceptor; L-leucine binding. The record is from RefSeq and is a predicted model, not a curated record. The transcript is spliced from 10 exons. Gene Ontology annotation, cellular component: nucleus.
CAGCGCGCGGGACUGUAGUAUUUCGUUAGUCGUGAGAGUAGGUUGUUACUCUCCUGCCUUCCUGAGCUUUGGUGUGUGGGUGCCUGUGUUCGUUACCACAAUAAAACACUAUUGAUUAAACACCGAACACCAACGAGCCUUGAGUAUCUUGGCAAACACAUAAGAGCACUCGGCCCCUUCAACGCCCUGUGUGUGUUAGCCCAACCAGACAUCUUCACGUUUUAUUCUUAAGCUUCGGUGUACGAGUGCGUGUGUUUGUUACUGCAAUAAAACACUAUAGAACAAACACCAAACACCAACGGGACUUAAAUACAGUGGCAAACAGAUAAGAGCACUCGGCCCCUUCAACGCCCCAACUUGUUAUCAUCUCGUUGUAUUCGUGUUAUGGUCCUUGUCAUCGUGAGGUCAGGCUGUUAGUGGGUUGUUGAUGACCCCCACCGGCGGCGAGGGCAGCGAGGACGACGACCACUCCGGGGUGGCAAGAACCAACGCCGGGGAGAGAAAAUAACACCCUCCUUACCUCCCAUAUCUCCCUCCCCCGUUCCCUCCCUCCCCUCCCUCCCCUGGCUCGUCCCUAACCAUGAAAGCCUGGUGUUGAGUCAUGGCCGCCACCACCCCCCUGAUAGCCAUGGGUCACCUCGGCCUGGCGUGCGGCGGUGAGGGCGUGGACCCGAUGUUGGACGACCAUCCCCUCUACCUGGAAAGCUUCUCACGCCUGCACUAUGAGCUCAUGACGGGCGACGGGCCGCUGCCCCUGCCCCUGCGCCGGUACAUUGCCAUGAUGGCCGCAUGUCGCCACGAGUGCACGUACCUGGUGGAGGAGCAGCGCGCGGCCUUCCUGGAGGUGGGCGGCCCCCCGGAGUGGCUGGAGGGGCUGCAGCACGCGCCCAAGAAGCUGCGGGAUCUGCACACCUCGAACCUACUGCUGGCACACCGACCCUGGAUGUUCGACAGCCAGCACGUGCAGAAGCUCCUCAAGAACAGCUGGUCAGUGAGUGAGUUGACCCAUGCCGUCUGCAUCAUGGCCCAGUUCCACGCCCUCGCCUCCUUCAUCAUUGGGACAGGCGUGGAGGCAGCUUCCGGGGACAUCACGCCCUUACCCUCACUCUAUGUACAGGGGUGCCAGUCCGGGUCGCCCAACAGUCAGGAACUCAGCGAGGGCGGCGUGGACAUCCUGCUGGAGCGCAUGAGGACACUGUCGGUGGCGCAGCAGGACAACUGUGUGUCCGAGGAGAAGACCAGGAAGAGUUUUGAGAAGCUCCGCAAGCAGACAGCCACCAUCUCCACCCCCGACGUGGAAUGUCCCACCACGGGUGGCGGCCGCUACUCACACCUCUCACCAGACACAGACUUCAUGUACACAGACUUCAGCAAACGCGGCGAGAAGACGGCCGUGCCCACCAUCAAGUCACAGGACUGUUCAUGGGAGGAGCACGGGUUCUCGCUGGUCAGUGAGCUCUACAACAAUGUGGCGGACCUCCUUGACGACAAGUUCAAGACGGCGUACAGCCUCACCUAUUUCACCUGCGGCCACGAGACCCACGUGGACACCUUCCCCUUCAGGCGCGGCGUGUGGAACUACCUGCACUGCCUCUACGGGAUAAGACACGACGACUACGACUACAGCCAGAUCAACCAGCUGCUGGAGAGGAACCUGAAGAUGUUCCUCAAGACGGUUGCCUGCUACCCCGAGAGGCUGAGCUGCACCGACCCAAACCUGGCUAUCAUGAAGGGCUUCCAGCAGAGCGAGAAGAUCCACGUGAUGAUCUUGGUGCUGGAGGCCAGGCUACAGGCAGAGCUGCUCCACGCCCUGAGAGCCCUGGGACACUGCCUCAUGUAGCCGCCAGACACAGGGGCAAGGCAGGAGGGAAGGAGAAAAGAAGUCUGCCGUGUGAGGUGUGAGCUGGGAGGUGCUUUCGUACUGCUCUUGUAUUGUUUUUGUAUAUCUCUGGGCCCCCUCCAAGUGUGUGUGUGUGUGUGUGUGUGUGUGUGUGUGUGUGUGUGUGUGUGCUUUGGGGGCUUAUCACUCACUUUCUGAGAUUAUAUUUGUGUGUGUGUGUGUGUGUGUGUGUGUGUGUGUGUGUGUGUGUGUGUGUGUGUGGAAGAGAGUUCAGGGAAAGUCUUCUAAUCUGAUAUCUCGGUCUUCUUUCCUGCAUUUUAUUUGCCAAUUUUAAUUUAUAUUUUUUUCAAUGUCCAGACGAUUUAUUUUAUUAUAUAUUUUUUUCUCCGUCGCCAACUCCUCGACUGACUAACUCCAUCGCUGCCCCGACAUCUCGAGUCUUGGCUCAAAAUACGAACACGCACACUUGUCUUAUGUAUGUAUGUAUAUAUGUGUGUGUGUAUGAAUGUAUGUAUGUGUGUUUUAGAAAAAUACAUAUUCUUGACACCUUUCCCUUUUGAUUGUGUGUGUGUGUGUGUGUGUGUGUGUGUGUGUGUGUGUGUGUGUGUGUGUUUGAGACACUUCACUUUAAACAUUCAUUAGUUUUUCUGUUUUCAGUUGAUAAUUUCUCAGUCGUCACAACAUUAUAGAUUACCAAUGCCGAGGGACAGUCUGAGUGGUCUUUGCGGCAACACUCGGCUUUGUUUCAGCAUAAAUACUUUACUUCAAACUCACUUGUGACUUGUCUUACUCUGUAUCUGUGUUUUUCUUUUUCUUCUCUUUCUGUUCACGUCACUUUUCAUCUGGUCUGAAGUGUGCCAAAUGUUGCCUGUAUUAAGUAUUAUAUCUGCUGUGUGUUCUAUUUCGUUUUGCCAAAAAUAUGUAUUGUGUGUGUGUGUGUGUGUGUGUGUGUGUGUGUAUG